UUAGCCGGCAAGACACGCAGUCGACGUUUGUACGUUGUCCGCUUCGCUUUAGUUUUUGCUCGAAAGCUGCGGCAUUUUUUCUGGUACAAAUGCGCGUCGUAAAACCGACGAAAUGGCAGGCGUCGUUUUUGUUGUUUACGCCGCUAUAUGGAAGUUUUCCGAAGUGAGCGUCGUUUAAAAAGUGGGUGCCGAAAAACGCUUUUUCUACGUAAAUAAAGGGCACGAUAAUUAAACAUCGAACGCACGUGCGACGGAAUUAUAAAAAAAACGAUAAUUAAGAUCGUACUCGUCUCGUAGGAUAAUAUAUUUUUAUCCAAGGACUUUGAUGCCAGUCCGUGAAGGUUAGGUUGUUACUUUAACCAAAGAAUGAGGUAUUUGUAUUGUGAUAUUGUGAAUAGUCUGUGAUAACAAAUACAUACAAAAGUAAAAAAAAAUAUAAAGAUGUUGAAGAAAGAAAAACCGAUGAUGUCCGUAACCGCUAUCAUUCAAGGGGCCCAAGCUCAACAAUGGGGACGAAAUUUUGCAAAUUUGGGAACUCCGCAUUUCCCUUUAGGGUUAAAUUUGGAUCAAAAUCUUUCAAUGGGAUCUGUCGGUCCCCAGUCACCUUUAGACAUGAAACCUGAUACCGCGUCGCUGCUGACGUCCGCACAAUUUAGUCCACAAGGUCCAAAUAGUCCGGGAUCGUUUUCCCUGGGACACACAAGCCUAUUAAGUCCCUCGCCGGGAAAUCAGGCACAUAUCAAAAAUUCCGGAUCUCCUUACCCGCCGAAUCAUCCGUUAAGCGGAUCUAAACAUUUAUGCUCAAUUUGCGGCGACAAAGCUAGUGGAAAACAUUAUGGAGUGUACAGUUGUGAAGGUUGUAAAGGAUUUUUUAAAAGGACAGUACGAAAAGACUUAUCAUACGCUUGUAGAGAAGAGAAAAGUUGUAUAAUUGAUAAGCGGCAGAGGAAUAGAUGUCAAUAUUGUCGGUAUCAAAAAUGUUUGGCGAUGGGUAUGAAACGUGAAGCUGUACAAGAAGAGCGACAAAGAACCAAAGAACGGGACAAUUCUGAGGUGGAAUCUACAUCCAAUAUACACACAGAUAUGUCAAUCGAUCGCAUCUUAGAGGCGGAGAAGAAGGCGGACUGUAAAAGUGACCAACCUGUCGAGUUUGAGAAUGCCGUAACAAAUCUAUGCCAAGCCACAAACAAACAGUUAUUUCAAUUGGUGGAAUGGGCUAAAAAUAUUCCCCAUUUUACCUCGUUACCUUUACAAGACCAGGUAUCCCUGCUGCGAGCCGGCUGGAACGAAUUACUAAUUGCUGGAUUUUCACAUCGCUCCAUAGAUGCAAAGGACGCUAUCGUCUUAGCUACAGGGCUCACCAUACAAAGAUUUCUUUUUAGAAAUUCGGCACAUCAAGUUGGCGUUGGCGGCAUCUUUGAUCGAGUCCUUACCGAACUAGUAACGAAAAUGAAAGAAAUGAAAAUGGAUCGUGCCGAGUUAGGAUGUCUACGGUGUAUAAUUUUAUUUAAUCCUGAUGUCCGUGGUAUACGGGCCACUCAGGAGGUCGAAGUGUUACGAGAGAAGGUGUACGGACUUUUAGAAGACUAUUGCAGAAUUACGCAUCCGGACGAGCCGGGAAGAUUCGCAAAGCUGCUAUUACGUUUACCCGCCCUACGUUCGAUAGGAUUAAAAUGUUUGGAACAUUUGUUCUUCUUUCGUAUGAUAGGUGACGUUACCAUAGACACAUUUCUAACGGAGGUUUUGGACACUGCUCACGAUGCUUGAGUAGAUUUAAUAUUUUGCGCGUUAUUUAUUCGAUUUUCAAUUUAUUUCAAGUUUCGUGAACUCCAAAAGAGUGGACAUUCAUUAUUUCUGUCAGUUGUGUUUGAUAUCUUUAUCAAAUUGAGACGCAUACAGAGUGACUGCCAUUUCACGUUGACGCCAUUGGGAUCUCGGAAAUGGUAAGAGAUAGAUUAGGGCACAAGCAUCAUUUUGUCAAAAGAUAUCGGGAUGCAAUCGGAAAUGUUACUACGUACGUACUUGUAAACUUAACAGUUGACCUUUUAAAUUUUUGCAAGUUGGUAGUGUUGUGACAUUUUUUUACUAUUAUUGUUUCUCACACUAAAACUAUUUUGAGCACUCAUUUUAUUUAUUAACUAGCCUAAUAGUCGUGCAUUGCUGUGAUCUCAGAAGAAAGGAAAGGUUGUUACGAUAAAAUUCAAUUUCAUCAGGAAAACAUUUCAAAGACAUGUUGUAGAUGUAAUUUCCAUAUUACCGGAUAAAAAAUAAUGCUAUCUCUUACCAAUUCCAAGAUCCCAAGGGAAGUGGUCGUCAUUCUUACCAGUAAAAGUUGACGUACAUGUUAUUUCAAUUCCAAUAUUCCAGGUUUGUAUAAAAUCAAUCCACAAUAAUGAAAGAGUAUUUGCUACAAAUUUACAUAAAUCGUUCAUAUGUUCUCCAUCAAUGUAUUUGUAUUGGUAAUAAUAAUCACAAAUAAAUAAACCGUGAGGUGAUUAGGAUAUAAAAAUUUACAGAUAAUUAAUAAGUGGAUUGGUUUUUAAUUAACUAGCUUGGGUACUACGGCAGCUUUUAUGUAUAAGUACCUAAAUAACAUUCCAAACUUACAGCAAAAA
Messenger RNA from Photinus pyralis (common eastern firefly), 2615 nucleotides. It is a transcript of the gene usp, whose product is annotated as retinoic acid receptor RXR-alpha-B. Gene Ontology annotation, cellular component: nucleus; activator ecdysone receptor complex. The record is from RefSeq and is a predicted model, not a curated record. Gene Ontology annotation, molecular function: RNA polymerase II cis-regulatory region sequence-specific DNA binding; nuclear steroid receptor activity; zinc ion binding. The coding region runs from base 442 to 1767 and encodes 441 amino acids. Gene Ontology annotation, biological process: positive regulation of transcription by RNA polymerase II; cellular response to ecdysone; anatomical structure development. The transcript is spliced from 6 exons. Lineage: Eukaryota; Metazoa; Arthropoda; Insecta; Coleoptera; Lampyridae.